AUGGCAAACAAUUCAAGCAACGGCGCAGGUGCGCUCCCGAGACAAGUCGCAAGGCAACUCAGGCAACAGAGCCAAACCCGAGGGCGUCCAACGGCACGACCCGGCGUGUCAAACUCUCAGAACAGUAUGUACCGAGCUGCCCCAUACCCGGGCCCUAUCCGACCUGGCAUGGGCAGCAGCCGCUUCGCCACUGUCCUAAAUGAUGCGGAAGACCCUGUUGAACCUGAUCCCAUGGAACUUGAUCCGAUGGAAAUCGACACCCCUCCCGAGCAAGAGCCUGCAUCAACCACCACUGUGACUGGCACGAACGAGCAAGGCACGAACGAGCAAUCUGAGGAUAACGGCAUCCACCGCCACAUCUUCUACAUCCCCAUUCGAUCUCGUCCCAUGCCAACUCUGGAUCUUGAUGUGCUGACCGCAGCUCGGGCUGAAGUGACUCGUCUUCAGAGAGCAGGAAUUCCAAUUAUGCAAACCCUGCCUGAGCGACCUGGACCGCAUCUCUACAUUCGUGUUGAUACUGACCAGGCUAAUCGCGAUCAUGCCCUUGUUGAUGCCAAUCUUCGGAUGGGUACCAUGCAGGACAUGAUUCGCGAUGGCUUCGGCUGGUUUACGGGCUUGCCUUACCGCCACCCGCAUUUCGAAGUCAAGUUCCUUCGUGGUCGACGCCUCUAG
Penicillium samsonianum is the source of this 672-nucleotide messenger RNA. RefSeq lists its product as uncharacterized. The record is from RefSeq and is a predicted model, not a curated record. The transcript has a single exon. Bases 1 to 672 code for a protein of 223 amino acids. Lineage: Eukaryota; Fungi; Ascomycota; Eurotiomycetes; Eurotiales; Aspergillaceae.